AUGGAUGUGACUGCGCUCUUCACAGCUGAUCAAUGUAUACAUCAAGGUGGAGAUGACGCUAUGUACAUGUCCAAAGAGAUACCAACUUCUUCCCAUUUGACCAUGACGGGCAAUCAUCUUCAUACCGUUCCCAUCUUGGGUCGUAACACCGAGGAGUCGGUACUUCGCAUCAGUGUGCCUGUCAUGAACGGAUACGAGGCAACAGUCCGCAUCAGGAAGAGCGGCGUGUGGCUGCUGAUCAUCGCCAUAAUCGCCUACGCAGUCAAGGGGGACAUGGAGCUCUGUCUGGAGAAGGCGGUGGAUGGCUACAUUGCAAAGCCGGUGAACAGGUAG
Molecule: messenger RNA, 333 nt
Organism: Fusarium oxysporum Fo47
Lineage: Eukaryota; Fungi; Ascomycota; Sordariomycetes; Hypocreales; Nectriaceae
Exons: 1
Coding region: 1-333 (110 amino acids)
Biological process (GO): protein autophosphorylation; phosphorelay signal transduction system
Molecular function (GO): phosphorelay sensor kinase activity; histidine phosphotransfer kinase activity
Source: RefSeq, a predicted model, not a curated record